UGCAGAGCCCCGGCACACCCUGGAAGACCAGGAAGUACAGCCCGGGCGUGCAGGGGCUACAUGAAGAAAUAAUUGACUUCUAUGACUUCAUGUCGCCUCGUCCUGAAGAAGCAGCUAUGAGAAGGGAAGUGGUGAAAAGAAUAGAAAUGGUCAUCAAAGAUCUCUGGCCUACGGCUGAUGUCCAGAUAUUUGGCAGCUUUAGUACAGGGCUUUAUCUCCCAACUAGCGAUAUUGACUUAGUUGUUUUUGGAAAAUGGGAACGCCCCCCUUUACAACUGCUGGAGCAAGCACUAAGAAAACACAGUGUGGCUGAGCCGUAUUCCAUUAAAGUACUGGAUAAAGCUACGGUACCUAUAAUAAAACUUACUGACCAGGAGACAGAAGUGAAAGUUGACAUCAGUUUUAAUGUGGAAACUGGUGUGAAGGCAGCUCGAUUUAUCAAGGAAUACAUGAAGAAAUAUUCUUUGCUGCCCUAUUUGAUUUUAGUGUUAAAACAGUUCCUCCUUCAGAGGGACUUGAAUGAAGUUUUUACUGGUGGAAUUAGCUCUUACAGCCUAAUUUUAAUGGCAAUUAGUUUCCUGCAGCUGCAUCCAAGAAUUGAUGCCAGAAGAGCUGAUGAAAACCUUGGGAUGCUUCUCAUAGAAUUUUUUGAACUCUAUGGAAGGAAUUUUAAUUACUUGAAAACUGGUAUUAGAAUAAAAAAUGGAGGUGCCUAUAUUGCCAAAGAAGAAAUCAUGAAAGUCAUGACCAAUGGAUACAGACCAUCCAUGUUAUGUAUUGAAGAUCCUCUCCUGCCUGGAAACGACGUUGGCAGAAGUUCUUACGGUGCCAUGCAAGUGAAACAAGUUUUUGAUUAUGCCUACAUUGUUCUUAGCCAUGCAGUAUCACCACUUGCAAGAUCAUAUCCAAAUAGAGAUUCUGAGAGCACAUUAGGUAGAAUCAUCAAAGUGACCCAAGAGGUGAUUGACUACAGAGCUUGGAUUAAAAAGCAGUGGGGGAACAAAAUUAAUUUAUCUCCUGAACUUGACAACAGGUUGAAAAUAAGAGACCAGAUUGCUCCAUGCAAUGGAGAACAGCAGCAGAACAGAGACUCGGAACCACCUUACAACCAGCGCUUGGCUUUGUCAUUGGCUAGCACACAGCAGUUAUCCUCUGGGUCAUCUGCCUCUUCUGUUUCAUCACUCUCCGGCAGUGAUAUUGAUUCUGAUACACCACCUUGCACAGCUUCUAAUGUUUACCAGUUCAGUCUGCAAGCACCGACUCAGCUUAUGGCCAGUUUACCACCCGCAUUGCCUAUGCCAAGUGGUAAACCCCAAUCUGCGCCUACGAGAACCUUGAUAAUGGCCGCCAGUAAUCAGCAGCACAGUGGAAUGAAGUUUUCCAUGAAGGGGGCUCAUAACCAUAAUCAAGGCAAUGGCUACAGUCCUGUCGGCAGUGGAGGCAUGAGGCAACCAGUUGGUAACCGAGGACACCACCAAUACAAUCGUAAUAUAUGGAGAAGAAAAAAACACAGAGACAGUUUGCCUAUUAGUCUCAGCAGAUAAUGGCAAAUGCCAAGAUGACCUUCCCCAGUUCAGACUGAAACUGAGUGAGUGCCACUCGACUUGGGGGAUGGAGACCAGCGUCCAGCACAUUGUUUUAUUGGUGUUGCCAAAUAUCUGCAGCUGACUUCUUUGCAUGUUUCUUUGUGUGGUGGUUCGGUCCAUCUUCAAGAAGUAGUUGUGCUUAUCUGUGAAGCCUUAUUAAAUGUUUGUUUUUCUGCCUUCCCACAACGGUUCAUCCAGUGCCGAAGCAGCUCUGCCAAUAGAACUGCAAGGACAUUUACCAAUGCUGUGGCUUUUUUUGCUGUGGCUACAUCUGUUCCUUUGUGGGUUUUGUUUUCUUUUAUUUUAGAAGUGAAGGAAACUUCCGUCAGUUGGAAUUUUUUUCCUUGCAGCAAAUCCGGUUGGGAAUUCAUGAAAAUAAAUUUGCUGCUCUUCUAUUUUUGUUUCAAAGUUCAGAAUUUUUUGCUCUGUAAAUAUUGGAAGUAUAAUUUGUGCAAUAACUUGGAAUUUUUAAUUUAAUUUCAUAUUGUCACAUAAGUUAUAUUUAAGGAGUUUUUUUAAUUUACAGAUCCUUUCCCAGGUUGCAUUAUCUAAGUUGGGUUCAUAGUUUUGGCAGGUUGUCUCAGCAGUGUUACAAACAUGACAUUUGGUAAUGUUCAAGGCUGCUUGAUUCACAAUGAAAGGCGAUUUGGCUUACAGUUUUAAGAAGGUAUUAAGCUCCAAAGCAUUUUGACCCUGUGUUUUUUAGCUCAUUGUCUGGCCUUUAUCAGUUGUCUUGCUCUGACCAAUGAGUUUUAGUUUAUUCCUUUAACUAGAUAACAAAUCCAGCAUUUGUAGUACCAGAAGUAAAACUUCCGAGGGGGAGGAUGAAAAUGUUGGUUUAAGUUCUGACGUAAAAUUUAAAAGCUGUGAACUACAUACUUUGAUGCGUUUUAGUAAUGUAACCUGUUAAUGUUUGGGUUCAAACAACAUUAUGAAACAGAGGUACCCGGCUUAAGGAAUGUGGAGAAAGGAAAUAUGUUGAUUCCAUUAAGGAAUCUGUAUAGCAGUAUGCAUUAGUUCUGUUAAGAGCAAAUAUAUAAAAAGUACUUCAGCUGCUCUAAGCAUUACAAGAAGUAUCUUUUAAUGUAUUGCAGGAGAGCACAGCCCAGUGUUGUACACAGUAUGAGUGGCUGGCACUUAAUUUACAGAUGCAUACAGGUAUACUAUGCAAAGUGUGUAUUGCCAUGACAAACACUGUCUUUAACUUUUUGAAAAAUGUACAUCCUGCCUAACCCUGAGUUUUUAAAGCACCACAGUUGUCCUGGGAGUAGGUCACAUCUCAUGCCCUCUGACUUCCCAUUUUUUUUUUAAUGAGAGUUCUUAAACUGUACAGAAAACUACAGAUCAGUUCUAUCAAAGUCCGUUAGCAGAGAGAGCUGAAGAAAAGUCCUGUUAACAGGACAUCUAUGCUGUGUACAGUUCUGGAAGGUUUUAAAACUGAUACCUGAAUAUUAAAAUGAGGUGUCUAGUACAAUGAAGCUUUUUAAUAUGCAGUAUGCCCUUGAAGCAGGACUCGUUCAUGUUAUUACUGAAUCUGUCAAAUCCAAACAGGUCUUUGAGGGGAGAGAGGGCAACAUUCCAAAGUAGAGUAGUGCAUAUCUGUUUGCAAAAAGUUUGUCUUAAUGCUCCCGAUUUCAUCACAAUUUUAAAAGAUUGUGAGCUGACUCAUAAAUAAUAUUUAAGGGCUGUUACAUGAGCCUGUACUGCUUGGUCUUCACACACUAGCAAUAUUGACCAUAAAACUACAUAAAAGAGCCGUCAAAGGCUUUAGUUGGUGUCUUAUACUAGCGUCCAUUUUAAAGCAAAAUUCAUUUAAAAAGUGGUAUCAUGUAACAUUUCAGUCAUGGUGAACCAAAUAAAUUGGCCUGGCUAUCACUGUGGUUAUGUGCUACAGGUUUAAAAAAUCAUGUUUAAAUUUUUUUGUGUGGACAACUAUGUGGAAGCUAAAAUUGACAUAUUUUUAUGUAAAGUUUUCUAUUCUUUGAUUUUUAAUAAACUUUGGAGACCAG
Struthio camelus australis is the source of this 3595-nucleotide messenger RNA. It is a transcript of the gene TENT4A, whose product is annotated as terminal nucleotidyltransferase 4A. Lineage: Eukaryota; Metazoa; Chordata; Aves; Struthioniformes; Struthionidae. The record is from RefSeq and is a predicted model, not a curated record. Gene Ontology annotation, cellular component: TRAMP complex; nucleolus. Gene Ontology annotation, molecular function: poly(A) RNA polymerase activity; mRNA binding. Gene Ontology annotation, biological process: RNA 3'-end processing.